This is a messenger RNA of Suillus paluster, 1530 nucleotides long. RefSeq names its product major facilitator superfamily domain-containing protein. Gene Ontology annotation, molecular function: transmembrane transporter activity. The transcript is spliced from 15 exons. The record is from RefSeq and is a predicted model, not a curated record. NCBI's taxonomy places the organism in Eukaryota, Fungi, Basidiomycota, Agaricomycetes, Boletales, Suillaceae. Gene Ontology annotation, cellular component: membrane. Gene Ontology annotation, biological process: transmembrane transport. The coding region runs from base 1 to 1530 and encodes 509 amino acids.
AUGGACUCAGCCAGCGACACUUCUGAGAAGAGGGUGGCCCAUAUACCUUCUACUACCGUCCACAAUUACGAGGUCGAUGUUGGUGCUCAGCUCGUUGCUGAGACAGAUCGCCCUUUCACACCACAAGAGGCCUCUCGACUGAGGGCGAAGAUCGAUUGGCACAUAAUGCCAUUGAUGUGCAGUAAAAUCACUUUCAUGGAUAAAACCACUCUGGGAGAGGCAGCGGUGCUGGGUAUACUGUGUGAUGCAGAAUUAACUACUAAUCAGUACGACUGGCUCGGCACAAUAUUCUACCUGAGUUACCUCGUUUUUCAAUACCCCCAGAACUUGGCGUUGCAGCGCUUCCCUGUUGGAAAAUGGAUGAGCAUUAAUAUCUUUCUGUGGGCCGUCGUCCUGCUAUGUCAUACUGCUUGCAAAUCUUUCGGAGCUUUGUUCGCGGUGCGCUUCUUGCUGGGAAUGUGCGAGGGUGCUAUCACUCCCGGCUUCAUGAUCGUCACCUCAAUGUUCUACACACAUGCGGAGCAAACGAAACGUGUCGGUUACUGGUUCUUGAUGAAUGGUUUCGCUGUGAUCAUUCUGGGUUUCGUGAGUUAUGGACUCCUCUACACGCAUACAGUUUCCUUCAUGCCCUGGCAAUGGCUCAUGGUUAUCACUGGUAUCAUCACAUUGAUCACCUCCGUGCUCUUCUGGUUUCUCUUCCCUGAUUCGCCCACAACCGCUUGGUUCUUAACUCCAGAAGAGAGAGCUGCGGCGGUUCGCAGAAUUCAAGCGAAUCAAACUGGCGUAGAGAACAAGCAUUUCAAGAUGGGGCAGUUCCUUGAAACGGUUCGAGAACCCAGGACGUGGUUGAUGGCCUUCUUUGCAGGGUCUGCGAACAUUGUGAAUUCUCUCACUAACCAACGACAAUUGAUUAUCGCACAAUUCGGUUUCAAUGAUAUCCAGACAACUCUCCUUGGGUGUGUCGACGGUGUGGUCGAAAUUCUUACUAUUUGGCUGGCAGUGACUCUUGCCUCACAACCAUCAAUCGGAAGGUCAUAUGCUGGUGUGCUGAUGUACAUCCCCGGGAUACUCGGUGCGAUACUCGUCAGCGCACUUCCGUUCUCCAACAAAAUAGGUUUACUAUUCUCAUACUGGAUUUCAAUCUUUGCGAUUGCGCCAUUCCCCAUCUUCCUCGGUUGGGUCAGUUCAAUAACAUCUGGGCACACGAAACGGAUCACCACCAAUGGCAUCGUCCUUUGCUCAUAUGCGAUUGGUAAUGCUGCUAGUCAGUUUAUGUGGAAGGCACAGUAUCAACCAAGGAACCACGUUCCUUGGGCUGUGAUCACGUCGUGCAAUUUCGCUGCUGGUGUCGCCCUGGUGAUUCUUCGUUUCAUGCUCGCCACUGAGAACAAGAGGCGAGAUCGUGAAACCCCUGACGACAAGCGCGACGCGGUCUACAUACUGGACGAAUCGGGCGCGGAGAGGAAGGUGGACAAGGCCUUCCUCGAUCUCACGGACAAACAAAACCGCGACUUCCGCUAUGUUCUAUAG